Molecule: messenger RNA, 1047 nt
Organism: Bathycoccus prasinos
Lineage: Eukaryota; Viridiplantae; Chlorophyta; Mamiellophyceae; Mamiellales; Bathycoccaceae
Exons: 2
Coding region: 1-1047 (348 amino acids)
Molecular function (GO): protein binding
Source: RefSeq, a predicted model, not a curated record
AUGUCGUCUCGCGGGGUCGCGGUAAACUCAAUCCCGACAACAUCUCGCUGCGAAACAACCACGUGCGUGUGCACGAACGACUCCAAAUCUAUUCUCUUGAUCGCGUCCGCGUUAAACGUCGUCCACGUUUCCAAGAAACAAAACGACGAUUUCAAACCGUUUUCCCGAGUUUGCAUCGCUUCAAACGCGCUAAAAAUGGAAUUCGCACCGUCCGCGUUCGGGACCAUUUUCGCAGUUUUGACGAAACGAGGUUCAGUGGAGGUGUUCGUGGCGAGAGAAUUCGCGACAAGACCGGAUGUUGUGUUUGAAGAGGAGGAAGAGGAUUUCGAGAAAGGAGAAUUUGAAGGCGAAGGAGAAGGAAAAGGAGAAACAUUUUUACGCGCGCAAACGCUACGACCGAAACGAUGGAAGCAUUUAGAGUCUUCUCUCGUGUACACGUCGUUUUCGUUCGCACCGAGCGAACACGGGUUGUUACUCGCGUGCGGGCGAUCGGAUGGGGAGAUUGAUAUCUACGCGACGACGAGAGACGCGAGAGACGUGCGGGAUCCGUCCUUGCCGAGAGCGACGACGCACUAUUUAGAAAGCAGCGGCAGUGGUAAGAAUGAGGGUCAAAUUGCGAUGUACGACGAUACUUUGAACCCGUUAUUUGAGACGUGUCACGAGGUUGUCGCGGAGAGAUCUUUUAGCGGCCGCGCGGAAGUAUCGGACGUGGCGUGGCGGUUCGAGUCGCCGAACGCGCCAACCUUAGCCGCGGCGUUUAGUUUUAGCGAUAACGAGGCGUUUGAAAUUCGACGUUUUGUGUAUAAGAGAAACUGCGAUACGUGGACAGAGCAAGAGAAUGCGAUGUACGCGUCGAAAGAAAAGUUAUCCCGCGUAGACUGGAGUAAAGACGGAUCCCGAAUGGUAUUCGUCGAAGGAAAUCGCCGAGCGGUUGUGCUAGAUACGAGCGGCGAGUUCUCACACGAAGACGAAAAGCCAUCGAGAAGAAAUUUAGGAAACUUUGAGUUCGAAAGCGACAUCGAAUCGGUUUCGUUCAACGAAGUUUGA